AUGGUUGAUGAAGAAGCGGCAUAUAACCCAAGAUAUGGGUUUACAGUUAAGUAUGACCCAUUUACACAAUGUGAUCGUUUAUUUUUAAAAAAUUAUAGAUUAAGCAAAGAUUUAGUUAAACAGCUAAUAGCUUUAAUUACACCUUACAUUGAACCAGAAAGAAGAUCGUCAUCUAUAAAACUCUCUGAAAAUGUGUUUUUAGCAUUAAACUUUUUUGCAACGGGAUGCUAUCAAACACCAAUUGGUAACAAUAGGUAUGUGGCUGUAUCACAACCCACUGUUUUCAGAGCUAUUAAUUGUGUGGUUGAGGCAUUGAACCACCCUAGAAUAUUAAAUGAAUGGGUUAAAUUCCCUAACAAUAUGCAAAAGAUCAAGCAAAUUAGGAAUGAGUUUUUUAUUAACACUUUGUUUCCAGGAGUUGUGGGCUGCAUUGAUUGCACACAUAUUGCAAUUGUACCUCCUAACAACCAGAAUGCAGAAAUACCCGAGUAUAUUUAUGUAAACAGAAAAGGUUACCACUCAUUAAAUGUACAAUUGAUUUGUGAUUCUAAACUUUAUAUUUUGAGUGUGAAUGCAAAAUUUCCUGGCAGUACAGCAGAUUCUCAUAUAUGGAAUUCAUCUACAGAUAUAAAAAAUGUCUUAGAGGAAUUGUAUAGACGUGAACACAAAGGCAUAUACUUACUGGGAGAUUCAGGAUACGCCCUAAGACCUUGGCUUUUAACACCAUAUUCUGAAACAGCAACCAACGAAGAAGAAAAAUACAACAAAAUGCAGAUGUCAACAAGAAGUAUAAUUGAGAGGUGUAAUGGUGUAUUAAAGGCUCGGUUCAGGUGUUUAUUGAAGCAUAGGGUAUUACACUAUGCGCCAACAAAAUCAGGAAAAAUUGUAAAUGCCUGUGUUAUUUUACACAAUAUGUGCAUAUUGGCUAAAAUUCCAGUUCCAGACAUGAAUGAUGAAAAUGUGGAAGAAAUUGAUUUUGGAAUUAUAAAUAAUGAUUAUCCUGAAGAUGGCACUCGAAGAAGGAAUCCUGAAUUAGUUGAAAGUAGAAGAAUAAGAGACAAUAUAGCAAGAUGUUUGUACAAUAGGUAG
This is a messenger RNA of Metopolophium dirhodum (rose-grain aphid), 1089 nucleotides long. Its product is annotated as putative nuclease HARBI1. The coding region runs from base 1 to 1089 and encodes 362 amino acids. The record is from RefSeq and is a predicted model, not a curated record. Lineage: Eukaryota; Metazoa; Arthropoda; Insecta; Hemiptera; Aphididae. The transcript is spliced from 6 exons.